AUGGCUAUGUCAGGUAGAAGGCUCCCUCAACAUCUACUUCAAGCUGUUUUGAUUCUGUUCCUUUUCCAGCAAAGAGUUGCGGAUUCCGACGUAAUUCGUUGCAGAGAAGAGGAAAAAGAAGCGCUACUCGAAUUUAGACGAGGCCUGAUAGAUAGUUUGGGCACUUUCUCUUCUUGGGAAAGUAAAGAUAAAAAAGAUUGCUGUGAAUGGGAAGGAGUCCUGUGUCUUCAAACCGGUCAUGUGUACGGACUAAAGCUUGCUGAACAGCUAUUGACAGGUACCAUUAAUGCUUCUUUACUUCAUAAAAUGCAUCAUUUCGGCUUUCUAGACCUUAGUUACAAUAAUUUUAGUGGGAGCCCAAUCCCUGAGUUCAUUGAUUCUGUCAAAAACUUGAAGACCCUUCGUCUCUCUUAUGCUGGUUUUAAAGGACCAAUUCCCCACAGGCUUGGAAACCUUUCCAGGCUGCAACUUCUUGAUCUCAGUGGCAAUGAUGGUUUAUAUAAUAUUGGAAACAUUGAGUGGCUUUCUCAUCUUUCUUCUUUAAGAUAUCUUGACUUAGGUGACUGCGAUCUUUCUAGAGCAGAUGAUUGGUUUCAAGUCAUUAAUAAGCUCCCAUUUCUCAAUGAACUUCGGCUAGCUUGGUGUCGCCUUCCAGAGAUUACGUCUUGGACUCCCCUGAAUGUCAAUGCUACUGCAUCUUUUCUGAACCUCGAUCUUACUGAAAACAAUGUAACUAAUUCAAUAUAUCCAUGGUUGUUCAAUGUCAGUAGAAAUCUUAACGAGAUCAAUCUCAAUUAUAACCUUUUACAAGGAGAGAUUCCUGAAGCUUUGGGACAUUAUAUGGUUUCUCUUACCAGUCUCUUUCUAGUGUCCAACGAACUAGAAGGUGGGUUUCCAAAGUCCAUCGGAAAUAUGAGUUGCUUGCAUGCAGUAGACUUGUCUUACAAUAAUCUUAUAGGACAACUCUCUGGGUUCAUUCAAAAUCUAUCUGGUGGAUGCACAGAGAAGAAGCUGGAAUCAUUGUAUUUAUCAGGUAACAAAAUCACUGGAUCAGUGCCUGAUUUUACGAGAUUUUCAUCCUUAAAAAAUUUAGGACUUGGACAAAAUCUGUUAAACGGAACCAUUUCCAAAAGCAUCGGACAAAUGUUCAAUCUUGAAAUUAUAGAUCUUGGUCACAACUCCUUGAAAGGUAUCAUUUCUGAAGAAUUUUUCUUAAACCUUUCCAAAUUAGAGAUUUUGGACUUAUCUCACAAUUCUCUUGUUUUGGAAUUGAGAGAUGAUUGGGUUCCUCCUUUUCAAGAAAUUUAUUCUCUAUCUCUUGCCUCCUGCAACAUGGGGCCUCAUUUUCCAAAAUGGAUCAGAAUUUUAAAAGAGUCUGGUGUGUUUUUAAUUCAACUUGAUAUCUCCAAUGCUGGCAUCUCAGAUACAAUACCUGAUUGGAUUUGGCCUAUGUUCAAGUAUUUAGGCUAUUUCAACAUCUCAUACAAUCAUAUCAAGGGAAAUCUCCCAGAUUUUUCUUUACUAGAUCCAGCUCUAGAUCCAUAUCAAGCUUUCCAAAUAGAUAUGAGCUCAAUCCAUGUUGAAGGACCGAUUUUAUCACUUCCAUCGAGUGCAUCAUACAUUAAUCUUUCUGGAAAUAAGUUUUCAGGACCAGCUUCUUUCAUAUGUUCUGCUUCUGUUGAAUAUCUGACCUAUCUUGACCUCUCUAAUAACCUACUAUCAGGAAUACUUCCGGAUUGUUGGGCAAAAUUUGAAAGUUUACUUGUUCUUAAUUUGGGAAAUAAUGCCCUCUCUGGAAAAAUUCCACCGUCGCUGGGCUCGCUGCAUAAAAUUCUUACGUUGAGAUUGAGCAGUAAUAACUUCUCUGGAGAGGUACCAACUUUCAGCAACUUCACUAGGUUGAGAAUUUUAGAUCUUCAGCACAAUGCAUUAUCUGGAAAGCUACCUGAAUGGAUAGGGGAGAGUCUUCCAAGUUUACUUGUUCUUAAUCUAGGAUCUAACAGAUUCAAUGGGAACAUACCUUUGCAGUUGUGCCAUUUAGUAAAUAUUCAAAUCCUGGACCUUUCCUUGAACAAUAUCUCCGGAAGUAUACCCAACUGUUUCAACAAUUUCACGGCUUUGUCUGAAACAACAAGUUCCCAUGUUGCCAUAUCCUACGUAUACAAUGGACUAUACUCAGGGGGAGAGCAUAAGUAUAUCGACAGCGUAUGGUUGACAUGGAAAGGAACUAAAUAUGAGUACAAAAAUACUCUGGGGUUAGUGAAGUACCUUGACCUUUCCUGCAAUAAAAUGAUUGGAGAAAUUCCUCAAGAGAUUAUGAAUCUGGUCGGAUUGAUUGCCUUGAAUCUAUCCAGAAACAAUUUAAGUGGACCAAUCAGUCCCAAGAUUGGUCAGUUGAAAUCUUUGGAUUUCCUCGAUCUCUCGAGAAAUCGAUUUUCUGGUGAAAUUCCAUCAAGCCUUUCUCUAAUAAGUCGCCUCGGUGUUAUGGAUUUGUCAUACAACAAUUUUUCAGGGAAAAUUCCAACAGGCACUCAACUUCAGAGUUUCAAUGCCUCCGUGUAUGAAGGGAAUCCUGGACUGUGUGGCCUCCCACUCCCAAUAAAAUGUCCUGGAGAAGAACCAGCACAAGCUCCAUCUACUAUGAAAGGCAAAAUUCCGGAAGAUGGGUUUAUAAGCCUUGGGUUCUACGUAAGUUUGAGCCUUGGUUUCAUUGUAGGGUUCUGGGGAGUUUGUGGCAGUCUAGUGCUGAGUCAGUCAUGGCGACAUGCCUAUUUCAAGUUCUUGGGUGAUAUGAAAGACAGGAUCUACGUAACAGCAGCAAUAAAUUUUGCCAAACUGAAGCAAAGGUUCAAUAACUAAAUGGUAAUACUUGGUUUAA
Messenger RNA from Mangifera indica (mango), 2878 nucleotides. Its product is annotated as receptor-like protein EIX2. The record is from RefSeq and is a predicted model, not a curated record. Lineage: Eukaryota; Viridiplantae; Streptophyta; Magnoliopsida; Sapindales; Anacardiaceae. The transcript has a single exon. Gene Ontology annotation, molecular function: protein binding. The coding region runs from base 1 to 2859 and encodes 952 amino acids.